Molecule: messenger RNA, 1731 nt
Organism: Stylonychia lemnae
Lineage: Eukaryota; Ciliophora; Spirotrichea; Sporadotrichida; Oxytrichidae
Source: the annotation of a GenBank genome assembly
AUGAUCACCCUGAAAACAGAUAGGCCUCUGCCAUUAAAAUGGGAUAUUAAUUAAGCUAGUUAUAAAUCUACUGAAAAUGAAAUUAUGCAUGCAAUUAAGCUACUGGUAAAGCUAGGAUAUCGAAAAUGGUCAGAUAUGAGGCACCUAAAAAGCAAAAUUUAAGGCUCAGAUCCGCCUGUUGUCAAUCUGAUGCCUGAUAAAAUCAAAGAUUACUUUAAAAAGAGGAGAAACGAUGACCAGAGAAUAAAAUCUCUCAAAUAUCAGUAGUACUUAGUUGAUCAAUAAGCUUUUUAGACUUAGUAUACAGAAGAAUUUCUAAAAACCUUACAUUAGAAGCAGGGAAUUGAUUUUUUAGAAAGGAAAAUGGAAAAUACUUAAGGAAAUAUGCUUGAGAAAUAUCCUUGCUUUAAAGAAUAUAUUGAUGCGAGAAAGUAACUUCAGGUGAGUGACAUUGACAAUUUGAAGUUUAGUAUUCUCGGCAUCUAAUAUCCUGGCUAAGAGGGAGAAUUAGUAUGUAAUGAAUUUUAUGAUCUGGCAGAUGCAAAAUAAGAAGAGAAAAAAUCAAUGAUGAUCAGAGCAGUUAAGCCAAAUCAAAAAAAAUUAUCUGCAGAAGUAGCUGAAUAACUUGAUAAUUACCUACUAAAUAAGAACUUGAAACAGUAAAUAAGAAAUCAAAUGCUUUAAAAUAGAAAAAUGACCUUUAAGAAAAAGUCACAAGCUGGAGAAUAAUUCAACAAUAUUGGCUAAUAGAUUAACCAAAUUCAAAACUAAGAGAAAGAGCUUGAAGAUAAAUUGAAAAUACUUGAUAAAAGCCAGGAAGAAUCACUAGAGAAUGAUGAAAAGAUCGAUCAUUGGCUGCAUUAUGCUGAAAAUAAAGACUCAGAGAAAAGAUUUGAGGAAGCUUUUAAACCACAAACUGAAAAGUAAUAUUCAAAAAAGGAUUUCAAAGAGUAACUCUUGACCCUAAAGCAAGAACUUGCCACACAUCAGAAACCGAUUUAGUUUCUUAAUAAUCAUGAGUUAGACCAGAUUAGAUUACUUUCAAGAAAAAUGAUAAGAACUAAAUCUCAAUUAAUAUCUCCAAUAAAAAAUUCAGCCAAAACAUCUCCCUUAAAAACUAAAAUUUUAGAUGCUAUCACUAAAAAUAGCUAAAUAAUUGAUUAAGUAACAACAGACAUUAGAGCACUAGAAAUUGUGAAGUCUGUAUCCCACAGAAAGUAAAAUUCAUAAUAACUUAAAAUACCUUCAAUUAAUAAUAAACUUGAAAGCUUAAGUUCCAACAAUUUGUUUUCACCUUAAUCAUUCUCUCAAUAAAGGCUAAUGACUUCAUAGUAAAAUUCAUCUGCAAUUCAUUCUACUCAACAAAAUACUUACAAAUAAACAUUGUUUAAAGAAAGUUUCCUUACUUAGAAAUAGAGAGAGUAAAAUAUUGAUUUAAAGAAAUUAAUUUAAGCUAAAACACUCACAAAAUUUUAUCCUUUAACAGCUCGAUCGCCUGGUGGUAAUUAAGAAUUGAGCAUUAAGAAUUUGAGGAAAGUUUAGUAUCACAAUCAAAAUAAACUUUAAGAGAAGACUGUUAAUGAUGUCAUAAAAUCCUAUUAAGAUUAUUCUAAUCAACUCUAUGACCAUAUUAAACAUAAAAUUGAAUCUGGAAUCAUGGACAAAAAACCUGUGUCAAAUGCAUCUACAUCUGCUUUCAGUUUACCGUCUAGCAAUAUUCUGAAAAAAUGA